AACAUUCUCAAUGAAUGCUUCAAAUAUAUUAUUGUGUCAAAAUCCCAAAAUGUCCUCCCAAAAUCUAAAAUCAUCCAUUUAAAAGGUGCAAUUGAACCAGAGAGCGUCGCUUUCGAUGCAAAAGGCCAAGGCCCAUACAUAGGAGUUGCCGAUGGACGAAUUCUCAAAUGGCAUGGAUCAUAGUGGGCUAAUUUUGCAGUCACUUCUUCUCAUAGGAAGAAUUGCACUCGGCCUUCUGCACCUGAAAUGGAACAUGUAUGUGGGAGGCCAUUAGGCUUACGUUUCAAUAUGAAAACAGGUGACCUAUAUAUUGCUGAUGCCUAUUUAGGACUCCAAGUUGUUGGACCGAAAGGAGGAUUAGCUACGCCAUUAGUCCAAAAAUUCGAAGGUAAGCCUCUACUCUUCACAAAUGAUGUUGACGUUGAUGAUCAUGACGAUGUGAUUUACUUCACGGAUACUAGCACAAAGUACCAACGCAGGCAAUUUCUCGCCUCUUUUUCAAGUGGAGAUGCGACUGGCAGGCUAAUGAAAUAUGUUAAAUCAACGAAAAAAAUAACAGUUGUAUUAGGAGGCCUUGCUUUUGCAAAUGGUGUUACUUUGAGUAAAAACUGGACCUUUGUAUUCGUAGCUGAAACUACUAAUUUUAGAAUUUUAAGGUAUUGGCUUAAAGGCCCCCUUGCAGGAACACAUGAUACAUUUGCUGAGUUGCCAGGAUUUCCUGACAACAUCAGAAUAAAUUCGAACGGGGAACUUUGGGUUGCUCUGCAAGCAAUAAGUUCAGUAUUGAGUAUUUGAUAUUCAGAAUCAGGAAAGCUCCCGUUCACCACGCAGCAAAUGGACGAAGGGAAUCUGCACCCUACGGCAAUGAAGCUAAGUGAGGACGGGCGAGUUUUGGAGGUUUUAGAAGAUGUUGAAGGCAAGAAGUUGAGGUCUAUUAGUCAAGUUGAGGAAAAAUAUGGCAAGUUGUGGUUAGGUUCUGUUGUGAUGCCCUUCUUGAGAGUCUAUGGAUUAUGAAUAUAUCAAUUAUCCAGUCAAGUAAUGUCAA
Capsicum annuum is the source of this 1045-nucleotide messenger RNA. RefSeq names its product protein STRICTOSIDINE SYNTHASE-LIKE 10-like. Gene Ontology annotation, molecular function: strictosidine synthase activity. NCBI's taxonomy places the organism in Eukaryota, Viridiplantae, Streptophyta, Magnoliopsida, Solanales, Solanaceae. The record is from RefSeq and is a predicted model, not a curated record. The coding region runs from base 247 to 795 and encodes 182 amino acids. Gene Ontology annotation, biological process: biosynthetic process. The transcript has a single exon.